GAAAACAACCACACCCUCUGAGGCUUUGUUUCUCGUAACCACCCAUAGAUUUUUAUAGUGUACAGCUUAUCACCAAAAAUUGUCCUGUAAGAAAAGUUGGGACUGUGUCCAGUCGACUGUGCCUCAUCCACUGCACACAUUCUCAACUUUUCUGCCAGGACAAUUUCCACAACACCCAGCCCGCCCCCUUCCUGAACCAGUACAACUUUAAGAAGUCUUGAAAACAGUUUGAAGCAUGACAAACAAAUCCCUUGAAAAAAUCAAGGAGGAAUUUCUGUCAUUCAUUAAAGAAGAUGCCGUGGACCUCAGUGGGAUUGCAAACUUUGUAAAGCGUAAUCGUGACUUGAAGAUCCCACUCCUGAAACCAAGAGGUUCUGCUCUGAGAAUUUGUGGGCAGGAAGGAACCGUGUACGAAGGGGAUGAAGAACAGCUUGAAGCCUGGAAAGAUUAUUACCUGCCAGAACGGACGGAAAUGGAGGUGAUUGGUGCCAUUGAUGACUUCCCAUGUGACGCGUUUGGUCUGCAGUUGGUGCUUCUGUUGGGUGAAGAUGGAAGGGUCUUUGCCUACGAGGAUGAGCUUUUGCACCUCGUAGCCGUGAAUUUGAGGGACCUGCUCCAAUGCCAGAUGGUUUUCCCUGGAAUGGAAACCUUCAAGCUUGGAGAAUGUUUUGAAGAGCCGACUGCAGAAGAAUACCAUGAAAUGAUGGAAAGUGACGAGGUCAAAGAAAUGAAGAAAUUACACAAGGAGUUCAGACAAUCUCUGGAGCAUGAGUUUCUGAACACACAGAGCUGUAAUGUUCAUAUGCAAAAACAAGUGUGUUCAGAGAAUUUCACUUCAAGCACAAAACAAAGAAUUCAAGAACAUCCAUUAAUAUGCAAUUGCAAGCUGGAGAUGUCAGGGUCCUGCUCUCACAGUCGUAUCUGUUUUGUCUCGUAAUGUUUCUUUGUCUUGUGCUUGAGCUCUGUCUUUGUUUGUGUUGGUCAUAUGCUUCCCUCAUCCCACCUCCUUAUUUCUUGUUACUGUGACACCCUAAAGUAUUUUGGGUAUUGUGUUUGGGAUUGUGGAAGAAAGAGUUUAUUUUUUAUAUACUAUUUUUCAUAUUGUAUUUGUCAAAUGUAACAGGAAGCUGAAAAAUGUCAGGUGUAAAUCAUUGUUUAUUGGUGAGUGAGAUCGGUACUCUUAUUUUGAAAAUGAGCUGAGGACUCCUCACAAUUGCUGGGGAUUAUGUGCGAUACGUUUGCUCCCGUCUCCUCAAUUUUUCGUAUUUUAACAGGUGUGGCUUUUGUGUAUAAAUGUUCCGGUUUAUGAAGAUAUUGAAAAUGCGUAGAUCAUCCGCCAUUUGUGGACACUGUGAAAUGCAUUUUAUUCAUACAGGCUUCAGUUUAGGUUCAGGUUAGGAUGUUCUUUAUGUGUUUAUUCAUACUAUAUGUGUGUUUGGUUAAUCAGAGUUCAUGUGUGACACAAAUGUCAAUGCCAGUUUCUCAGUUGGUCACACCAGCACAGAUUUUGCACCUCUUAUUUUUCUUUUCUUUCUUUCUUUUUUUUUCUUUUGGGUGGGGCUACAACAUGGGAUUAAUCAAUGCAUGCUGAUGAAUAGUUGUCUUAAAGGAACACUCCACUUUUUAAAAGUAUAGGCUCAUUUUCCAACUCCCCUAGAGUUAAACAGUUGAGUUUUACCGUUUUCGAAUCCAUUCAGCCGAUCUCCAGGUUUGGCGGUACCACUU
This is a messenger RNA of Megalobrama amblycephala (Wuchang bream), 1725 nucleotides long. RefSeq lists its product as uncharacterized. Lineage: Eukaryota; Metazoa; Chordata; Actinopteri; Cypriniformes; Xenocyprididae. Bases 236 to 937 code for a protein of 233 amino acids. The record is from RefSeq and is a predicted model, not a curated record. The transcript has 8 exons.